AUGCAUUUCUCCAUCGCAUCUGUUAUCGUCGCCCUCCCCUUCCUGGUCAAUGCCUCGCCGCUCGUCGGUACCCCUCUCGUUGGCACUGCCAUCCCCAUCGCGAAGCACUCCAAUCUUCGGCGUGCUGAUGGGUCCGUGAACACCACGGCUUUGCAGGCACAAAUCAACCGCUCCGUCUUCAAAAUUGAGAAGGGGUUCUCGGCAUACAAAAAGAACAUUGGUUUAAACCAUCCCUUAGCAUCUGCGAUUCAGAAAAAGGUCAAACGGGCAGGAAGAGGCGUGCCUCUCACAAAUGACCGAUCUCAAGUUUGGUAUGGUUCUAUCUCUGUCGGAGUCCCCGCACAGACGUACACAGUGGAGUUCGACACCGGCAGCAGCGACCUCAUUCUUCCAGGUCCAUCCUGUGAUACUAAUUGCGGCGCGCACGCAAGAUACGCUCCUGGCUCGAGCUCAACGUCUGUCAAUCUGGGGAAGACAUUCACGUGGGAUACCGGUAAUAGCUCGUCUAUCAGCGGCCAACAGUAUACGGACACCGUUUCAGUUGCUGGGUUGAAUGCAACAUCGCAGGCACUUGGUGCUGCAAUGGCAUAUCCUCUCAGCGAGGAAUCUCCUGCCGACGGAGUAUUAGGCAUGGCAUUCCAGGCCAUAUCCGAUUUGAAUGCCAGUCCCGUGUUCCAGACGCUCAUUUCCCAGAGCCAGAUGACGAUGCCUGUGUUCAGCUUUAAGUUGGCACAUGAUAACUCAGAGCUGUUCCUGGGAGGUAUCAACAGUCAACUGGUAAAAGGUCCUCUCACUUACGUUGAGGUUACAGCAGAGGGAUACUGGCAAUGUCAGCUGGACUCUCUAACAGUGGACAACACAGAAGUGGUCACAUCCAUCGAGGUGAUCAUAGACACUGGCAGCACAUCGAUCAUUGGCGACCCCGACAACGUCGCGGCUGUGUACAGUAGCAUUGCUGGCGCUCAGUCAGCACCUCAGUACGGUGAAGGCGUCUACACGAUUCCCUGUGAUUUCAACUCAACCAUCGCCCUCAAGUUCGGCAGAUACUUCAAUAUUGACCCCAGAACAUUCAACCUAGGACCUGUUGCUCUAGGCUCCUCGACUUGCAUUGGAGGCAUCGCCUCAAACUCAGCCCUCACCAAUCAAUUCUGGAUCCUCGGUGACGUGUUCCUACAAAACGUGUAUACUGUUUUCGAUUCAAGUUACCCAAAAAUUGGCUUUGCGCACCUCGCAUGA
Molecule: messenger RNA, 1236 nt
Organism: Heterobasidion irregulare TC 32-1
Lineage: Eukaryota; Fungi; Basidiomycota; Agaricomycetes; Russulales; Bondarzewiaceae
Product: aspartic peptidase
Exons: 7
Coding region: 1-1236 (411 amino acids)
Biological process (GO): proteolysis
Molecular function (GO): aspartic-type endopeptidase activity
Source: RefSeq, a predicted model, not a curated record